AUGGGUGGUCCGGAAGAUAGAGCGAGUAGUCCUUGCAGCGGAGUGGAACUGUUUAGCGAUGAUAGUGAUGGUAAUCUGAGCUGUGAUUCGUUAAAUCAUGGCAGCAGUGGUAAAUCUUCCCCAAUCGCAAUUGCUACUGUCACUACUACCACCACCACUACCACCACGGAUGUCUCUAGGUUCAUGCCACAAACGCUGCUCAGGGAUAUACGUGACAGGUGA
Molecule: messenger RNA, 222 nt
Organism: Acanthoscelides obtectus
Lineage: Eukaryota; Metazoa; Arthropoda; Insecta; Coleoptera; Chrysomelidae
Source: the annotation of a GenBank genome assembly